CAGAUUUAAGCUGUUUUUUUCAAAUCAUCAAAUAUCAUCAUAAUGGAUGAACUAUUGGAAUUUGAACAUGAAGCCCUAUUAAAUGUGCUCAAUCAAAAUAGUUUGACAAUUUCAUCGAAAGGAUUAUUAAAUGAUCGACUUUUAUUUUAUCUAGUUCGUACAUAUUCUAAUCCAUGUCAUUUGGUUUUUGUUAUUGGCACCGAUGAAAUUGAAGAAAACAGUAUCCUUUUUCAGAUUGAUGAAUAUUUAACUCAACGAUCGAUUAUUGAUGAUGAAUUUGAACGUCCGAAAAAAAUUUCCUAUGCUUCAUACAAGACACAGGAACGUCAUGAUAUGUAUCUGGCCGGUGGUGUUAUAUUCAUUACAACAAGAAUAUUGAUUGUUGACAUGCUUACCAAUCGUGUACCGAUGUCGGCAAUAUCGGGCAUUAUUAUAGCCAAUGCUCAUCGUGUUCUCAAAGAUUAUUAUAUUUCAUUCAUACUACGACUAUAUCGAUUAUCGAAUAAAACCGGAUUCAUUACAGCUUUAUCACAGAAUGCAUCCAGUUUUUUUGGUACAUUUGGUCAGCUAGAAAAAUGUAUGAGAAAAUUAUUUGUCAGUCAUCUUUAUUUAUGGCCACGAUUUCAGGCCACAAUACUGAAUUCAUUGACAUCCCGUAAACAGCCUAAAGUAAGCGAAUUUCGUAUCGAAAUGACACCUGUGAUGAAAGAAAUACAAUUUUCAUUUCUAGAUCUAAUUUCAUCCAGUAUAAAAGAAUUGAUUAAAAUGGAAAAUGUUGGCUAUUUUUUUGAUUCAACAAAUACUGAUGAAGAACGUUCAUUGAAUACGAUAAGCGUAGUGGCCAAUAAUUUUAAUAAAUUAAUACGUUUAAAUCUGGAUUCUGUAUGGUAUAAUUUAAGCUUAAAAGCUCGCCGUACAAUACGUGAAAUUCAAUUAUUGAAAUCAUUAUUAUUUCAUUUAACGGAAUUGGAUUCGGUAACUUUUUAUGGUGAAAUCAAACAUCAAAUGGAUUCAUAUGAUCCAACCAUACAUACUGUUGAUUGGUUACAUAGACCAGCGGCAACAACAUUAUAUGAUCUAACGGCCAAACGUAUAUUUCAACAAAAUUCUAAUGGUGAAAAAGUAUUCCAUGUGGAGAUUAAUCCCAAAUUAGAGGCUUUAAUACAACAUCUGAAAGAUAUUGAACAACAAAUUGUCAACAACAAAAAAGACAUACAUGGUGAUGAUAAAAUUGUCGAUAUUAUUAUUGUUGUUGAGAAUUCCUAUUCAAUACGUCAAAUUGAACGUUUUUUAGACAAAGGUCGUGAUGUUGUUAUCGAAGAAUUGAAACAAAAAGCUGAACUUUUUGCUAAUGGAAAAAAGAUUGAAAUAGUAUCAAAAGUGAUCAAAACAAAAUCCAAUACUGAAAAUGAUGAUGAUAAUGAUGAUGGUGAUGGUAUCAUUGAAUUCGAAGAUCAACUCACAUUGACACAGUUGUUAUGUCCUAUUGAAUCACAUGAAACAUCAAUUGUUCGUAGACAUCAAUCAUAUCAGAUACAUUAUUAUGAAUGGUCUAAUGAUAAUAAUUGUGGUCUUGGAUUAAAACAUUUACUACAAACAUUGCGACCAUAUUAUGUGAUCAUAUAUGAAGCUGAAAUGUGUGUUAUUCGUCAAAUUGAAUUAUAUCAGGCAUUGUAUGGCCAACCAAAUGAACCAGAAAUUGAGGUUAGUUUUUUCGUAUUCGAUGGUUCAGUAGAAGAACAACGUUAUCUACGAAGAUUACAAGUGGAAAAAAAAUCAUUUGAAAAAUUGAUACAGGAAAAAUCUAGACUACCUAGCCAUAAAGAAAAUGAAGGCACUGUUGGUGAACAUCCGGAUCUCAUACGUGGAAAACCAACACUUUUACAUCCAGAUGAAUAUAUUGAACGUAUCAAUACACGAUUAGGUGGAAUGGUCAAUAACCAGAAAAAACUAUCAUCAUCAUCAUCUAAUUCAUGUGUAUUGAUUGAUUUACGUGAAUUUCGUUCAGCAUUACCAUCAUUUAUUCAUAAGAUUGGAAUCGAUUUAAUUCCGGUUACAUUGGAAAUCGGUGAUUACAUUAUAACACCGGAAUGUUGUAUUGAACGAAAAUCUAUACCAGAUCUACUUAAAUCAUUAUCAGAUGGUCGUCUAUAUUCACAAACACAGAUAAUGACACGUCAUUAUAGAAAAUCAUUAUUAUUGAUUGAAUUUCCUGAAGAUUCAUUUAGUUUCAAUUCUCGUAUCUGGGGCAAUGCAUUUCUGUUUAGUCAAAUAUCAAAAGAAUCACGACCAGAUCCAUUAGUACAAUUGUCCAUUCUGACAAUACAAUUUCCAUUAUUACGAUUAAUUUGGUCACCAUCGCCAAAUUUUACUGCCGAUAUUAUUAAUGAAUUAAAAAAUGGUAAAGAUGAACCAAACAAAGAUAAAGAUAUUAUUCGUUUGAAUCUUGAACAAGAUCAACAAUUACCAAUGGAAUGUAUUACCGAUCGUUUUGAUAUUGAAACCAAAGAAUUUCUAUUAUGUUUACCCGGUAUUACAACACAAAAUGUUUAUUGUAUAAUGAAUGAAUUUAAAUCAAUUAUUAAUCUUGUUGAGCAAUCAAUUGAAAUGUUAACGGAAAAAAUGGGCAGUGGUCAUCAUGCAAAAUUACUUUAUAAUGCUUUACAUAGCCCUAUUACGUUGGGUGUCGAUACACAACAAUCGAAACAGCCAAAAGAAACGAAACGUUUUGCUUAUGUUCGUAAACGUAAAAAUUGAACAAAAAAAAUCAAACAAAUCAAUUUUAGCAUUUAUUACGAAAUAAAAAAUUAUUUUUUU
Messenger RNA from Dermatophagoides farinae (American house dust mite), 2817 nucleotides. It is a transcript of the gene mei-9, whose product is annotated as DNA repair endonuclease XPF mei-9. The record is from RefSeq and is a predicted model, not a curated record. Gene Ontology annotation, cellular component: nucleotide-excision repair factor 1 complex. NCBI's taxonomy places the organism in Eukaryota, Metazoa, Arthropoda, Arachnida, Sarcoptiformes, Pyroglyphidae. Gene Ontology annotation, biological process: nucleotide-excision repair involved in interstrand cross-link repair; double-strand break repair via homologous recombination; resolution of meiotic recombination intermediates. Gene Ontology annotation, molecular function: damaged DNA binding; single-stranded DNA endonuclease activity; single-stranded DNA binding.